AUGUACGGACCCAGUGGCUCCAAAGGCAAAGGCAAAGGCGAGCGCAGCUUUGGAGGCUACUCCGGCUACCCGAAUCGAGUGGCAGAGCGCGAUGACCGUGACCGACGGGACCGAGUCCCUCCUUCCGAGCGUCCGCUCGGGGACCGGACCAUGGGAGACCGUCGAGGAGGUGAGCGCCGGGGCGACGGCCCCAUGAACGACCGCCGCCGAGAUGCCAGGAGCCACGUGGAGAACCGGCCUUCCGGACCACCGCGAGGCCCGGAGUCCCGGCGGAGUGGAGCUGGAGGCGUCUCCGGGGCAGCCGUGCCGCCGCCCGCCUCAGUCUCCGCGGGCGGCCAUUCGCCCGACCCGACGAUCCACGUCUCAGGCUGCAGCAACGACACGGUCUCGAACAUCAUCCAAGGCUUGUACAACACCAAAGAGUCGAACCACAACAAGCCCGUCUACAAGAAGGAAGGGCCCCCUGGCAGCGUGACGGUGCUCAUUUACUACUGGGACGAGCGUGACGGUCCUUCCUUCAAUGGCUGGUGGUUUGGCCCGAAAGUGGGUGGCGACCAAGUCUGGGCCUACAACGGUGGAAACCUGGGCCGUGAAAACGUGAUGCCGCCCACCUCCAACUGGAAGGUCCCCUGGGAUGGCAAAGUGGAUGAAAAGCUGCGGAUCAGCGUAGGUGCACCCCCCCGAACUCGGGACCGAGAUCCCCGAGAAAAGCGGGAGGAGGAGAAGCGUCGCCGCGAGGAGGAAGAGCGCCGCCAGCGGGAGGAAGCACGGCGGCGGCGCCAGCGCGAGGAAGAGCAGGCCCGGCGCGAGGCCGAGGCACGCAGGCGGCGCCAAGAAGAGGAGCGGAAGCAGGAGGAGGCAGCGAACAACGUGCGAGAGGUGAUGAAGAAGCUUCGUAACGCAACCCCAGAUAACUGGAAGGGGCUGCAGGCUGAUCUGGACAAGGCCGCUGCCUCGAAUUUCCAGGCCAUGGGGGCGCUGCGGGACCGCGUGAAUGACGAGAUGCAGCAAGUCAUCACUCAGGUUCAAAAGCGGAUUGCAGAGGAGCUAAAGCAGCGGGAGGAGGCGGAGCGUCGGCGGCAGAUGGAGCUGGCCCGCGUGGAGCAGCUCCUGAAGGAGGCAGCUGCUGAGGUUCAGGCGACGGAGGCUCGAGUGGGUGAGGCCCAGGAGGCCACGAAGGCCGCGUGCCAGCUGGGCCUCGAGGCCUCCACGGCCCCCGAGGAGAUCCUCCAGGCGGUUCAGAGGGCCAGCCAGGACCUCCAAGAUGCCAAGAAUCUCUUGGAGAGGUCCGAGCGUGUGCUGUCCAUGAAGAGGGAGGCCAUGGGAGCCGGCGAGGGAGCGCGGCACGUCAAAAGCGAGGUGGAGGAGCUGAGCAGCCGGCUGCAAAGCAGCGGUCGGUCACUGCAGAGGUGCAAGGAGACUUUGGAAGAGACCCGAGGUCGUGGCCUGCGCCGUGCGUUGGCCCUGAAGGUUGACCAGGAAUGGAUGCAGACCUUCAAGAGGUUUGACCUGGAUGGUGAUGGAGAGCUCUGCGGCGCGGAGGUGUCAUCCUUUGGAAAAGAGGAGUUUCAGGUGGAGCUGCGCCAGGAGGUUCUACAGAAGAUCCUGCGCGUGCUAGAACCGGUGACCUUUGAGAAGUUCCUGCGUUUCAGGCAGAAGGUGGGCAUCGCCAAGUUUGAGGCGGAGGCUCGAAGGAGGCGGGCCGAGGAAGCGGAGCAGCUUCGGCAGGCGGAGGCCCAGCGCCAGCAGGUCCAAGAGAUGGUUGAAGUCAUCACUGCCCAGUUGGAGGAGGGAAAGUUGAAACUCCAGCAGGUCUCUGAAGAGUUGAAGGCUCUCUUGGAGGUCCCAGCCUCAGAGGCGAUUGCCUCGGGCACGGUGCGAGCUGAGUCCCAGGGCCAGGAGGUGCGCUCCAUGCUCGACAGCUUAAGCCGGCAGCUGGACGAAGCCACUGGCGUUCUGCUCUUGGAGCCGAAGUUGAAGAAGGAGGUAUUUCGCUUACAAGAGCAGCACCGGAUCCUUGAGGUGCAGCUGGAGAAGGUUCUGAGCAACGUGAAGACUUCCAAGGAAGCCGUUGCCAAGAAAGCGCAGAAGGAGGUCUUGGAGCUCCGCGCAAAGGCUGUGAAAGCUCUCCGGUCCCGAAUGACCCAGGAGGGCCAGUCGGGCGACGAAGUCUUUGAGGCGGCCGCAGGCGGCAGCGAUGCUCUGGACUCCGAGAGCUUCAAGGCCCUUCUGAAGGACCUGGACGCGGAGACGGCGCUCGAGCGGCUCUUCGUCUCGGUCACCAAAGGAGGUGGCCAGCUGGACAGGGCAUCGUUCCUGGAAUUCAUCCGCUUCUACUUCAGAUGCGUCAAGGGCACCGUGCUCUCGGAAGAGAUCUGCAUAAAGUCGAAGACUGUUCGCCGAUUGGAAGUGGAUGAAGUGCUGGAAGUCUUGGAAGGGCCCUCGAAGGACGAGGGUGCGAAUGUGCAGCGCGUCCGCUGUCUUGCCGUCCAAGACGGAGCCCGCGGCUGGGCCACCAUCGCCGGCAACCAGGGCACACCCUUCCUUGUCCAGGUCCAAGAGCCUCAAGAGCCUCAGCCUUCAACAGAGCCAAGCGGAGGCCCCGAUGAGCCGCCCCAGCGCGCAGAGCGCGCGGAGGUUGCGGAGGUCGCCGCAGUGCCCGAAGUCACGGAAGUUCCUGAGAUCGACCUCGAACACGUCGAACACGUCGAACACGUCGAACAGGUCGAAGAUGUUCCAGAGAGCAAGCUCGAUGCCGUCGACUGCGACCAAAGCGAGGCGGUCGAUGAAGUCGAUGCUGGCACGGGAAAGGAAGAGGCUGAAGAGGCCGAAGAGGCGGGAGAGGAAAACGCCGAAGAGGAGAAGGAAGCCGAGGAGGUUGCCGAGGGCGCUGAGGUUACUGGCGGUGAGGGCGGUGACGUUGGCGAGGGUGAUGGCGACGCUGAGGGCGUUCAGGGUAGCGCGGAAGGUCAGAGUCUCGACGGCUGA
Messenger RNA from Symbiodinium pilosum, 2988 nucleotides. NCBI's taxonomy places the organism in Eukaryota, Dinophyceae, Suessiales, Symbiodiniaceae. The record is from the annotation of a GenBank genome assembly.